Molecule: messenger RNA, 1224 nt
Organism: Zootoca vivipara (common lizard)
Lineage: Eukaryota; Metazoa; Chordata; Lepidosauria; Squamata; Lacertidae
Source: RefSeq, a predicted model, not a curated record
AUGGACAGAGUGUACUUGGAUGAGAAUGGAGAGUUGGCAGCUGACUUGGACAUUGUGAACUGGAUGAAGUCUACCAAUAGGUCCAUUUCUAAACUGAAGCUUGGGAGUAUCAGCAGACAGGGAUCCACAGGUGUACAGUUCACCAUUGACCAGAGUGUCAUUGCAUGGCUCAAAUGGAAAAAUAAGCCGCUGCCGCCUUCCAGGUGUGUGGAAAGAUGUCACCCUGGGUUCCUCAGGAUGGUUCAGGAAGGAAAGCCACUUUGCUGCUAUGACUGCAUUCCCUGCCCAGAAGGGACCAUCUCCACUCAAGAAGAUGCAGAGCGUUGUGUCAAAUGUCCAAAUGAUCAACAUCCAAACAAGGCCCGAGAUCAAUGUGUCCCCAAGAUUAUCACCUUCUUGACUUAUGAAGAAAACAUGGGGAUCGUCCUAUCUUUCUUUGCCCUCUUCUUAUCCUUAACCAUAGGCUUUGUGUUAGGGAUCUUCAUAAAAUACCAGGAAACUCCUAUAGUGAAAGCUAACAACCGGGACCUCUCCUACAUCCUCCUUCUCUCGCUCCUGCUUUCAUUUUUGUCCUCCUUUCUCUUCAUUGGCCUGCCAAAUAAAGCCACCUGCCUUCUCCAGCAAUCUGCCUUCAGCAUCAUCUUCUCAGUUGCCGUCUCUUCUGUGUUGGCUAAAACCAUCACUGUGGUUCUGGCCUUCCUGGCCACAAAGCCAGGGAACAAGGUGAGAAGAUGGCUAGGGAAAAGUCUGGCGAACUCCAUUGUCAUUUCCUGUUCCAGUGUCCAAGUUGUCAUCUGCGCUAUCUGGUUGGGAACGUCUCCCCCAUUCCCAGACUCUGACAUGAACUCCCAACCUGGGCAGAUCAUCCUGCAAUGUAAUGAAGGGUCUGCUGCCAUGUUUUAUGGUGCCCUUGGCUAUAUGGGCUUCCUGUCUGCCCUCUGCUUCAUGGUAGCUUUCCUAGCCAGGAAACUGCCUGGGUCCUUCAAUGAAGCCAAGCUGAUCACCUUCAGCAUGCUGGUUUUCUGCAGUGUUUGGGUGUCCUUUGUUCCCACCUACCUGAGCACCAAGGGGAAGUACAUGGUGGCUGUGCAGAUCUUCUCUAUCUUGGCCUCCAGUGCUGGGCUUCUGGGUUGUAUCUUCAUGCCAAAAUGCUAUAUUAUUGUAUUGAGGCCUGAUCUGAAUACAAAAGAUUACCUGACAAGAAUAUUUAAAGAUGGCAACUGA